GGCUCUGCAGCCGCGGCGGGGCCGGGCCAUGAGGCUGCGCAUGGAGCCGGCGGCGGCCGUGCCGGGAAACCUCUCCCGCGGCGGCGGCGGCGGCAACGAGAGCGGCGGGGCGGCGGCGGCGGCGGGCGCGGCGGGCUGGUCGGCGGCGGGCGCGGCGGGCUGGUCGGCGGCGGCGCUGGCCUCGCAAGCGGCCGCGCUGCUGCUCAUCUUCGCCCUCUCUGCGCUGGGCAACGGGGCCGUGGUGCUGGUGAUCGCCCGGCACCGGCAGCUCCGCACGGUCACCAACGCCUUCGUGCUGUCGCUGUCGCUGUCGGAGCUGCUGGGCGCCCUGCUCUGCCUGCCGCUGGCCUUCCUCAGCCUGCUCAGCCGCCCGCCCGGCGCUUGGCUCUUCGGGCAGCGCCUGUGCCUGGCCAGCGCCGCCCUGCACGCCGGGCUGGGCAUCGCCGCCACGCUCACCAUGGCCCUGCUGUCCUUCGACCGCUACUGCGCCAUCGUGCGCCAGCCGCGGCACAAGAUGGGCCGGCGCCGCGCCGCGCAGCUGCUGGCCGCCGUGUGGCUGGCGGCGCUGGCGCUGGCCGGGCCCUGGUACGGGCUGGCGGGCGAGGCCCGGCGCGAAGCCCGGCCCGGCGCCUACCGCUGUGUCUACGUGCUGCCCUGGGGCUCGUCGCGGCUCGGGCCGCCCUACGGCGCCGCGCUCAUCGUGCUCUGCUACCUGCUGCCCUUCGCCGUCAUGUGCUUCUGCCACUUCAACAUCUGCCGCGCCGUGCGGCUGGCCGAGAGCCGGGUGCGGCCGCUCACCACCUACGGGCACCUGCUGCGCGCCUACGGCGAGAUGCGCACGGCCACCACGGUGCUCAUCAUGAUCGUCUCCAUCAUCUGCUGCUGGGGGCCCUACUGCGUGCUGGGGCUGGCCGCCGCCGCCGGCCGCUUGCCCUUCUCGCCCACCAUGGACGCCGUGGCCAGCGGGAUGGCCUGGGCCAACGGCGCCAUCAACCCGCUCAUCUACGCCGCCCGCAACCCCAACAUCUCGGUGCUGCUGCGGCGCAGCCGGGAGGGCGGCUACAGGACUAGGAACAACGUGGUCGCCUAUCUGUCGGUGCCGGGCCGCCGGGCCGAGCCGCGGAGCCGGGCCGAGCGUGUCCGGGAGCGCUACAUCAAUCGGCACAGCGGGCCCCCGGGCAGCGCCUUGUCCUCCUCCAGCCCGGCCAGCGGCGGAGAGGUGGCCCUGUGGGCCUGCAAGACUCCGGCCGUGCUCUUCUGCAGGGAUGGGCAGCCGGACACGCUCUCCGACGGCACCCUGAAGGCCAAAGCUGGCACUGUCGACACCAGCCUCUGAGGGACGGGGGCUGGGAUGGAGGCACCUGGCCCCGGGCCUGUGUGCCUGAAGAGAGUCCUGGUGCCCGGAGCCCUUUGCCACCGGAUUACCGGGAAACUGUGAUGGGAGUGUGUCUCUGCUGUGUGAGCUCUGGGUUGGUGGCCUCAUCUGCCAGCAGCAAGAGCUCCACAGGGAAGAGAAAUCCAUCCCCGGGGAAGGGAAAUCCAUCCUCAGGGAAGGGAAAUCCACCCCCAGGGGAGGGAAAUCCAUCCCCAAGGAAGGGAAAUCCAUCCCCAGGGGAGGGAAAUCCAUCCCCAGGGAAGGGAAAUCCAUUCCCAGGGAAGGGAAAUCUAUCCCCAGGGAAGGGAAAUCCAUCCCCCUUCCUUUUCAGCAGGCCUGAUGCAUCAGUGACGGCCACCGAGCCCAGCCAGGGCGAGACUCAGCUACAAGAAGAGCACAGCGUUUGGACCUGCAGAACGUGCCACUGUGAAGCUCAGACACACCAAAGCCGGCUGAAUGACUCUGGGAGCUGAUUGUUAAGUGCCAAGAAAGCAAUUGAGAGCUGAGCGCUGGCAGCUGGAAGGCACUCUGAAAACACCACACUGUGAAAACCGCAUUAUGGCAGGAAAAUGUUGCUUUUACCCGUUGUAUGUGGAAGUGCCAACAAUCAUAAAGUCACAGACUGUAGGACAGGCUGAAAAAGUGGCCUAUUUAUAUAUUUUUUUAAUUUAAACUCUGAAGCAUAACAAGAAGAGUCAUUGUGAAAGGGAAUAUGUAUGAUACUGGGAGGGAAGGAGAGGAAGGUCAUACCUCAGGUGUCAGAAUUUCAGCAGCCUUUUCUCUUUUUUUGCAGGUACAGUCAACUUAAAAUACCAUGAAUAUGAAAAACAUGAGUUCCUCAGACAGACUAAAAGGGUGUGGGUGUAAACUGUGGUGUGCACAAGAUGUGUGUUUUCUUUUUGAGCUCAUCCAAAGUGUCUCACAUCUCCAAGGGUUUUACCAUAAUUAGAGGAGCUGUGUGAGAGAAGUGUCUGAAAGGAGAGGUAAAGCAAUACCACGUGUUCCCUGUGUGCUCUGCAGCGUGGGAAAAUGUGUAUGUGCACAGAACAGAUAUUGUUGUAUUGAUGGCAGCAAUCCAUUGGAAUACAAUAUUUAAAAACCAGCUGUUUGCUGUUGAAAAAAAAAUGGAAAAUAACACCACGGAAUUUAUGCGAUUGCACAGCAUAAAUUCAAAUGAAUUUAUCAGUGUAAUCUUUUUGUUCAAGGGCCCAAAGCCUUAAAUUAGUAUUUUGAAUCAGAAAUUAAGAUUUGACCUUUGUUUGUCUUUGCCAGAGUUAAGUGUGAGACAGCAUUUUUCCUUGUACAGGCUUUAAAAAUAGUGUUUCAGUUUUACCAGUUUUUUCAGCUGUUUGUGACACAAGUGAACACACUAUCAUUAUUUUGUAAGUGAGACAAGAAAUAAAUUGUCUUCUA
This is a messenger RNA of Prinia subflava (tawny-flanked prinia), 2788 nucleotides long. It is a transcript of the gene GPR135, whose product is annotated as G protein-coupled receptor 135. Gene Ontology annotation, biological process: G protein-coupled receptor signaling pathway. The transcript has a single exon. Gene Ontology annotation, molecular function: G protein-coupled receptor activity. Bases 29 to 1336 code for a protein of 435 amino acids. NCBI's taxonomy places the organism in Eukaryota, Metazoa, Chordata, Aves, Passeriformes, Cisticolidae. The record is from RefSeq and is a predicted model, not a curated record. Gene Ontology annotation, cellular component: endosome; plasma membrane.